Molecule: messenger RNA, 1050 nt
Organism: Apaloderma vittatum (bar-tailed trogon)
Lineage: Eukaryota; Metazoa; Chordata; Aves; Trogoniformes; Trogonidae
Product: glycogen phosphorylase, liver form-like
Exons: 8
Biological process (GO): glycogen catabolic process
Cellular component (GO): cytoplasm
Molecular function (GO): pyridoxal phosphate binding; glycogen phosphorylase activity
Source: RefSeq, a predicted model, not a curated record
AAAAUAGGAGAGGACUAUGUGCGGGACCUGAGCCAGCUGACAAAGCUGCACGAGUUUGUGGACGAUGACCUGUUCAUCCGGGAGGUUGCCAAAGUGAAGCAGGAGAACAAGGUGAAGUUCGCGCUGUACCUGGAGAAGGAGUACAAAGUGAAGAUCAACCCUUCCUCCAUGUUCGACGUGCACGUGAAGAGGAUCCACGAGUACAAGCGGCAGCUGAUGAACUGCCUGCACAUCGUCACCAUGUACAACCGCAUCAGGAGGGACCCUGCAAAGCUCUUCGUGCCAAGGACAGUGAUCAUUGGGGGCAAGGCUGCCCCAGGUUAUCACAUGGCUAAAAUGAUCAUCAAGCUCAUUAACGCCGUGGCUCACGUGGUGAACAACGACCCUGCUGUGGGCAGCAAGCUGAAGGUCAUCUUCCUGGAGAACUACCGGGUCUCACUGGCGGAGAAAGUGAUCCCUGCUACCGACCUGUCGGAGCAGAUCUCCACAGCGGGCACCGAGGCGUCGGGUACAGGGAACAUGAAGUUCAUGCUGAACGGGGCUCUGACCAUCGGCACCAUGGAUGGGGCCAACGUUGAAAUGGCCGAGGAGGCUGGAGAGGAAAACCUGUUCAUCUUCGGCAUGAGGGUGGAGGACGUCACGGAGCUGGACAGGAAAGGGUAUGACGCCCAGCAGUACUACAACCGGCUCCCCGAGCUGAAGCAAGCCAUUGACCAGAUUAAGAGUGGCUUCUUCUCCCCAGAGGAGCCUGACCUCUUCAGAGACGUGGUCAACAUGCUGUUCCACCACGACCGGUUUAAAGUGUUCGCAGACUACGAGGCUUAUGUCAAAUGCCAGGAGAAGGUCAGCGAGCUCUACCUGAACUCCAAGGCGUGGACCAAGAUGGUCAUCAGGAACAUCGCGGCGGCUGGCAAGUUCUCCAGCGACCGCACCAUCAAGGAGUACGCCCGUGACAUCUGGCACGUGGAGCCUUCCGACCUGAAGAUCCCACCGCCCAAUGAGCCCCGGGAUGCGGCCGAGGACAAGACCCUCAAUGGCAUGGCGGCUUAG